Bombus pyrosoma is the source of this 2703-nucleotide messenger RNA. RefSeq lists its product as uncharacterized. The record is from RefSeq and is a predicted model, not a curated record. The transcript is spliced from 5 exons. NCBI's taxonomy places the organism in Eukaryota, Metazoa, Arthropoda, Insecta, Hymenoptera, Apidae. Bases 200 to 1249 code for a protein of 349 amino acids.
GUACUACAUUCCAUGCCUAAAAUGUUCAAGUCGUUACACGAUGGAUGUAUAACAUCGAGGUUGCUUCGCAGUCUCUCCUCGUUCCUCGUUGAUUUCUUUAUUUUUGUUUACUUUUUAGUUGAUUUAAAAAUGUUAUAGGUUUUUGUUUAUUCCUUAGAAGUGGUGGAGUGUCGGUAUAGAGGCGACUUUUGCAUCGAAAAUGAAGAACGUAAGAGUCAAAGCGAGACAAUGUUUGGAGAGAUUUGGAGAUCAAGGAGGAUAUUUUGAUGUUGUGGUCAGACCAAUGUUGCAACAGGGACAUGAAGGAGAAUUAUGCGGAUGGUUAAAAGAAAUGAGUUUAAUUAGGACUGUUUCUACCUGUCCACAUCCUGAUUGUAAAGGCAGGAGUUUAGCUUGGAAUCAAGCAAGAAUUGUAGAUAAAUAUAGUUGGUCGUGUCCCAAUUGUACAAGGAAACAGUCUAUUAGAGAAAAUUCUUUUUUUGUUGGAGUCAAAUGUGACCUGAAAAUGUGCCUUCAACUGAUAUUAGGAUGGUGUCAAAUGAUACCUAGUGAACUUACUGCCAAUUAUCUAGAAAUAAAAAAACACGUAGUUAAGAAAGUAUAUGAAAGAUGUGAUGAGGUUUCUGAAAAUUAUGUAGCAAAUCAUCCAGAGGAUUGGGUUCUAGGAGGUCAAAGUGCAAUAUUAAUUGUGGAUGAAUUUCCUAAUGGCUACAUGACUGAGAGUCCUUCUGAUAUAACUACUGCUAAGAAACGCAACAAUAAUUCUCAUACCAUAUUGUGCAUAGCAGAAACAAAUACAAUACCAACUAGAAUGUGGCUUCACAUGAUUGAAGCAUUUCCAGAGCCAGUAAAAGUAGAUAAAUCACAAGGUGAUGUUGACAAAUGCAAAAUGGUUAAAGAAGCUUUAAAAGAAAUUGCAAAGCACAGUGCUCCUGGCAGCUAUAUUGUAGCAAAUAAUCGAGCUCGUUGUUGCAAUUUUGAAUCAUUGCAAGAAUUAAAACAGUAUAAGGUAAUUAGUGUGGAACAACUCCAAAAAUUUGACCCACCAGGGAAAAAUAAACUUCUUAAUAAUUUAGAAACGAUUUGGCAAUGUGGCGUCGAGAUUUGUGAAGAAAUUCAAGAAACAACACAUACUCUAGGACAGCGUAUAAUAGCGAAGCAUUUAUGGAGGCAAAGAUUCGGUACGUCUCCUUCUACCGCAUUUCAAUAUAUGCUUAAUCAUAUUGCAGAAUAUUAUCGUUUUGUGUAAACUGACUCGUUACAGUAUUCCCGUUAACUUUUAGCGUAUUUUUCUAUAAAAGGCAAUGCCAUAUGCUAGUGAAUAAUUUCAUUUUUAACAGUAUGAUUUCACUCCAAAACGACUUAGAACAUCGUAAUCAAUCGAAUUAACGCCUUGCAUCCUUCUAAAUGCGCAAAUUGCACAAAUGGCCUUGCUAGAAUUAAAAAAGAAUAUACAUAUAUACUAUAACAAAUACCUUCGUAAAAGAAGAUAUCACGACCUAACGUUUCACCGAAACACGCACUUUGUGUCUUCCAAAUAUCAAAACAUUAAUAAUUUUUAAACUUGAAUAUAUAUGAUAAUCGUUGAUUAGUUAGAGUUAAAACAUUAUAAGAGAUAAUCUUGAAUCUGUUAAUGCAUACUUAAAAUAUACUUUUCCUUUAUAUCUUCAAUUUUUCUAUGAAUUUAGAUCAACGAAGUAGUUAUUAAAAGACUGAUGGCGAUAUUCAUAUUGUUAUAAUAUCAAAACUACUAAUAAAUCAAAACAAAAUUAAAACAUUUUAUUGAAAUUUUUAAUUAUUAUAGUGGUUUCAAAUACUCAAAACAAUUUGAUAAGAUUGAUUGAGAGUGAUUUUUUCGUUUAUUUGAUCAUCAAUAUAUGUAUAUAUCAAAAAGUAAAUUUUAACACGAUUAAAACACUGGUAAUGUUAUCCACUCAAACCACUUUAUAAAAAAUGUAAUUAACUUGAAAGUGAAAUAUUUCAUAUACAGGUGCAAUUAGUACCAUAUUUAAGUUAGAAAUAGAGUUACAAGUCCGCGAACAAUUGUCGAUUUACAUUAUGCUAUUAAUAACAGUUGUAAUGAAAAACUAGAGUUUUAUCCAAAGUUUUACACCAGUAUUAUUCUGAUUAAUAUAAUCAUCUUUAUCUUAAUGUAAGUUAAGAGCACGUUUAUAUUUUGUUCGAAUUAUGGUCGAUUUUCAUAACUUUAGCGGAUAUCAUUGAUUCAGCAACACAGAGUUUAGAAAUUAUGUAUCAAUUUGUGAUAAACUUGACUUUGUGAUAUGGAAUUGUUAGUUUUAUUCGUUUUUCAAAUUAUAUCAUUAAAAAAAAAUAGAUUUUUGACAAGUUUUUCACGAACAAUGUGAUACUGACGUUAUUUCGUGCGGAGAAAAAUGAUAUAUUAGAAGUUGAGAAGAUAAGAAUAUUAUUUUAUAAGUUGAUAGAAUUUAACGCACUGUAUACUAUAUGUAUGGUUAAGAUCUUUAUUCCUACGUGGUUCAUAGUACCAUUUUAUAAUCCUACAUGGCGAUAUUAGAAAACAAAAUUUUUUCGUUAAAUGUCUUUAAAAAAAAAUCAAUAUUUUUAUAAGGAUUAAUUAUCUAGCAAUAUUGUUAUAGUUGUAGGUGUUUUGUACCAAAUUGUAAUACACUGUGUAAGUUCGAAACUACAUUUAAAUACCAAAUAAAGCAAUAUUAUUUCAUA